Messenger RNA from Eutrema salsugineum, 443 nucleotides. RefSeq names its product auxin-responsive protein SAUR21. NCBI's taxonomy places the organism in Eukaryota, Viridiplantae, Streptophyta, Magnoliopsida, Brassicales, Brassicaceae. The annotation marks the transcript as partial. The record is from RefSeq and is a predicted model, not a curated record. The transcript has a single exon. Gene Ontology annotation, biological process: response to auxin.
UUGGUUAGAGGUAUCUUUGGAACAAAAAAGGUUAUUGGCCGCUCAAUAGCAGCUGCAGCGGCAACAACAAGCAAAAGACCUGUGGGUUUUGCACCAAAAGGGUUUCUUGCAGUAUACGUUGGUGAGAGCCUGAAGAAACAGAGAUACAUUGUUCCAGUUUCUUACUUGAAUCAACCUUUGUUUCAAGAUCUUCUCAGUAAAUCCGAAGAUGAGUUUGGAUUUGAUCAUCCAAUGGGCGGCCUGACGAUUCCUUGCCCAGAAGAUACUUUUCUCACCGUAACUUCAAGGAUCCAAGGAUAAUCAUCAUUCGGAGAAGCUAAUUAACAUGUCAACGCUAAAUUAGAGUUUUCUUUACUGUGUAAAUCGAUUAACAAUUUUUCAUCUUUCUUGCUGAAAGAUAUGUGAAUGCCAGCUUUGUGUAGUGAAUGAUGGAAUAUUUCUUA